Molecule: messenger RNA, 1242 nt
Organism: Gracilinanus agilis (Agile Gracile Mouse Opossum)
Lineage: Eukaryota; Metazoa; Chordata; Mammalia; Didelphimorphia; Didelphidae
Product: mothers against decapentaplegic homolog 5-like
Biological process (GO): regulation of transcription by RNA polymerase II; SMAD protein signal transduction; anatomical structure morphogenesis
Cellular component (GO): heteromeric SMAD protein complex
Molecular function (GO): DNA-binding transcription factor activity, RNA polymerase II-specific; I-SMAD binding; RNA polymerase II cis-regulatory region sequence-specific DNA binding
Source: RefSeq, a predicted model, not a curated record
AUGGCCAGUUUGUUCUUUUUUACUAGUCCAGCUGUAAAACGAAUGUUGGGCUGGAAACAAGGUGAUGAAGAGGAAAAAUGGGCAGAAAAAGCAGUUGAUGAUUUAGUAAAAAAGUUGAAAAAGAAAAAAGGUGCUAUGGAAGAACUAGAAAAAGCACUGAGUAGCCCUGGACAGCCCAGCAAGUGCGUUACUAUUCCUCCAUCUUUAGAUGGACGACUACAGGUUUCUCACAGAAAAAGUUUUACCCAUGUUAUUUACUGCCGAGUCUGGCGUUGGCCUGAUUUACAGAGUCAUCAUGAGCUGAAGCCAUUGGAUAUUUGUGAAUUUCCCUUUGGAUCUAAGCAAAAGGAAGUUUGUAUCAAUCCAUACCACUAUAAGAGAGUGGAAAGUCCAGUUUUACCUCCAGUAGUGAAUUCUAUUCACAACACAGCCUUCUGGUUCAGUUCAGGAAUCUACGCCACAAUGACACAGAAUGCCACGUUCCCAGAUUCUUUCCAGCAGCCCAACAACACUCCUUUCCCCUUAUCACCAAAUAGCCCUUAUGCUCCUUCUCCAGCUAGCAGCACAUACCCCAACUCUCCUGCCAGUUCUGGACCAGGAAGUCCAUUUCAACACAGAGAUGUCCAGCCUGUUGCUUAUGAAGAGCCCAAGCACUGGUGUUCAAUUGUGUACUAUGAAUUAAACAAACUAGUUGGAGAAGCUUUUCAUGCAUCUUCAACAAGUGUUUUAGUUGAUGGAUUUACAGAUCCUUCCAACAACAAAAGCAGAUUCUGCUUAGGUCUUUUGUCAAAUGUUAAACGUAACUCAACAAUUGAAAACACCAGGCGGCAUAUUGGAAAAGGGGUUCACCUUUAUUACCUUGGAGGGGAAGUCUACGCUGAAUGCCUGAGUGACAGCAGUAUAUUUGUACAGAGUAGAAACUGCAACUUUCAUCAUGGCUUUCAUCCUGCCACUGUCUGUAAGAUUCCUGGUGGCUGCAGCCUACAGAUUUUUAACAAUCAAGAGUUUGCUCAGCUUUUGGCACAAUCUGUCAACCAUGGAUUUGAGGCAGUCUAUGAACUCACCAAAAUGUGUACAAUUCGAAUGAGCUUUGUAAAGGGCUGGGGAGCUGAAUAUCACCAGCAAUAUGUUACCAGUACCCCAUGCUGGAUUGAAAUUCAUCUUCAUGGACCUCUACAGUGGCUGGAUAAAGUACUUCCUCUGAUGGGCUCCCCUCUUAAUCCCAUAUCUUCUGUUUCAUAG